CUCUUGACCUCCUUGGUGAGUCUGGUGAGAGAAGACAGCAAAUCUAAAAGUAAAGAGUGAAAAUGGACCAAAGGUGACGGAGAGCAAUGACUGAGCUUUAUUUCAAAUUCCGUGGGAACCUGACUGGCCGUGUCCACUUCCCAACUCUGGCUACAGAAGCAGACACAAGAGCAGAUAAAUAUUCCAGCCUCUACGUGUACGUGGGAUUGUUCCUAACACUUCUGGCUAUCCUUCUCAUACUGCUUUUCUCCAUGCUCUUGCGCCUGAAGCAUGUUAUUGCGCCCAUCACCACGUCUCCAGAGAGCACGGAGAAUACAGUCCAGCAGUUCACAGAUGUGGAAAUGCACAGCAGGAUUCCUACCACUUAGAGACCCCAAAGCAAAAAGACCUCUGUGCUUGUGAAACAUGUUUUGUUCUGCAAAAUGGUGGUGGAAAGAAUCUCUGCCUGUCUGUUGA
Messenger RNA from Strigops habroptila (Kakapo), 456 nucleotides. RefSeq names its product serine rich and transmembrane domain containing 2 (gene SERTM2). Gene Ontology annotation, cellular component: intracellular membrane-bounded organelle. The record is from RefSeq and is a predicted model, not a curated record. NCBI's taxonomy places the organism in Eukaryota, Metazoa, Chordata, Aves, Psittaciformes, Psittacidae. The transcript has a single exon. Bases 87 to 368 code for a protein of 93 amino acids.